GUGGCAAAACCAUAUUGUUGCAAAAUAUUAAGCGAGGAUAUACGUUCCCAAAUAACUAUAUCAGGGUUUUAAUACAUACCUAUACCUUCUCAAAAAUAGACGUUAGAACACUUACUAGUUUCUGAUAUUUCAGUUUUCACAGUUUUCACUGUUCCAAUAGUGGGUACUAAGGUCGCAGAAGUCCGUUAUGGAGGCCGCCAGUUUGUCGUACGGUAAAACGGGUAUUGGUCAAAACAUGGGAAUUAACGCAAACAGUUGAUAGUCUCUUUUCGAUCCGCGUGCACCCAAGAUGCUGAUUAAAACGAUAAUAUUGGUUAUUUCUGGCAUCCUUUCAUGCGUCAUCGCAUCACCAGUGCCCAACAAAAAAGUCAGAGACGAUUACUCCGAUGCGAAAGUCUUGUAUGAUCAGCGACAAGAAGGAGCAUGGAAUGUACGAGCCCACUUAGAUAACUUCGUUAUAAUGAUCAUCCCCACUCAGACAGCAAGUAGUACCAGUAGUAGUCCAUCAUCCCCCAGUCUCCUAGAUUUCCUGACGAAAUCCAUCCCAACUGGAAGUCACCUGAAGAGGAUGAAGCAUGCGCAGAAACAGAGGAAGCCCGACGCCGUCCAAGAGACCAUGCAUUUCAUCGAAUCCAAAACGGCACCUUACCAUGUCGACCUCACCAAGGAAGCAAGCGGAGCAGAAACAGCCGAAAAAGGCGUGGUUGCCAGUUCUCCAUCGAUAGCCUUGAUACAAUCGGAGGAGCCAGUGUUGCAUCCUAGCAAUAGAAGGUCGCGACAGUUGAUUUUGACACUUCCUUUGGAAGACGAGUAUGUCCUCACGAAAUCGAAAAGUAAGCUUACAGGGAAAAAGAGCAAGGAAGCAAAAAAAGAGACACACAUGGAUGAGCUGACGCUUCUUGGAGCACAGAAUGAACAGUGUGGUCCAGGAAUGGCUAGAGACUCCUAUGGCAUAUGCAGAACCUACAAGAAAUACUAAUGAAGAUAUAUGAAGAUGUGACACAAUGAUUGUUUAAAAGGGAUGAACCCCGCCAAAUAGUUUGUUGAUUCCUAUACUUGCUAUUUUAUCUGUUGACUUGGUCAUGAGCAUUUUAGAAACCAAUUAUUGACUCAAGUUAUUAGGGAAAUUGUAACAAAUCAGAUUCUAAAUCUUGAAUUGUCCUAGUAGGACAGGAGAACCGUAUUGUAGUAUCAUAUUAUAUGAUGGUACCAAUAAUUAUUAUUAACUACAUAUAAAAUGCGCUCCCAAUAAACCUGUCUCAUUUUUAUUUAUUUAUAAUUAUAUUAUUUCUCUCAUUGAAUAAAUAUACGCCAA
Phaedon cochleariae (mustard beetle) is the source of this 1315-nucleotide messenger RNA. NCBI's taxonomy places the organism in Eukaryota, Metazoa, Arthropoda, Insecta, Coleoptera, Chrysomelidae. The record is from the annotation of a GenBank genome assembly.